CGUAUCUAUUUUUUUUGUUGCCAGUCUACACUUUCGAACUAACGUUAAAAUGUGGCUAGCUAGCGAAUUGGUCUACCACGUCAUGUUGUAAGACACGGUCUAGCUAGCUAACGUUAGAUACUUCAAUUUCCAGUCUGCCAUUUGGGAUUCGUCGACUAAAUGUAAUAUAUGUAUCUAUUGGCAUAGUUGUGAAGAUCAGCGUUAGCUAGCUAUUAGCUGUUCGUUAGCUAGCUACGACUUCACUGCUCUGUUUGACUGCGAGUUCGUGGCUUUCUAGUUGGCUGGCAGCUACACAUCUUUCGUGCGUUGGAUGGAUCAUAUAAUUAGGAAUUUAAUCGGUUCUCUGAGAUGGAUCAAGCAUCAGUAGCUAAGGACUGUUAGGUGUUUUUCCGGACACGGCCCUGGAACCUGUUUAGCUAUGCUAUGGCUAUACGCUUUUUGACUAGGAACAUUGAUUAAAUGCAUAUUCGGGGCCACUUUAUCUCCACCCCGCAACAUGGAUACGGAUGUUUUUCACCGUGGUGAAGGGUGCGGGGGUUAUGUGAAAAGCUGGUUUAGGGCUACGCCCACAGAGCUCUCUGAUCUUAGGGCAGACAGGCAGAGUGUAAAAUGGCGCACAGCUGUCGGUGGCGGUUCCCCGCUCGGCCCGGAGGGAGCAGCAACUUAGGCACCGGGAGGAGAGCGGGCCGAAUCCGGGUCACUGCCUCCCUUCGAAGUAGCACAGGGACCCACCCGAACACGGCUGGGCUCGGACCCGGCUUUGAUGCUGCGUUACAGGUCUCUUCUGCUAUCGGUUGCAACCUGCAGAAAUUUCGGGAUGUUUUGGGAGAGUCGAGUGGUUCAAGCAGCGGGGAGGAAGGAGCGUUUGGAGGCUUUGGGACAGUCAGUGAACACCGAAGAAUGCAGAGUCAGUCGAGGACGUUGGCAGUUACUCCCACGCAGGAGAAGAAGCCCAGAGGCCGACCCCCGCGGGCCCUGACUGCACAGAAAGGGCCCGCAGGCGCCGGCCCUUCCCCCUCGCCUUCCUCGGGGAAACCCGAGGGCCAGGAGUGGCCUGUGGAGAAGGCCAAGCGGCUGCCCGGGAGGCCGCCUGGCUCUGGAGAGAAGAGGAGAGGCCGUCCUCCGGCCUCUGGCACCCAGAGAAGUUUGCAGGCCGGCAGCCAUACAGACAAUGACAGCAGGCAGGUGGGGCAGGAGCACAGCUCCACAACUACACACCGCAAGGACGAGGAGAGGAAAGCCACAAAGAGAACGCCCCUGGGCUCCGUGCAGCAGCACGACACAGAGGCCAAAGCGAGCCGCGAAUCCAAGGUGACCAAACUGAAGCGGCUGCGGGAGGUCAAACUGAGCCCACUCAAGGCCAUCGCCAGGAAGUGUGUGCCGGUGCCCGGUGUGCCCCGGCGCAGACGAGGACGGCCUCCAUCUGCCGAACGCCUCAAAGCCGAGGCUGCUGCUGCCCAGGCCUCUUGUUCAGAGGAAACCAAACAAAAGUCCUUCAGCGUCCGCCGGGACAGAGAUACGGACCCCCACACUCCUCAACAGCAGUCUAAGCUCAGGGCGUCCCACUUUGCUGAGGAGGACGACAGCCCCGAUGUCCACAGCUCCUCAAGCUCGCUCCCCUCAUCCUCUCCCUCCAAGCUGGGCAGGCCACUGAACCUGAGAACCAGCCCCCGCCACAUCAAGCCCGUGCGCAUCGUUCCCCCCUCCAAACGCACUGACGCCGCAAUCGCCAAGCAGCUGCUGCAGCGCGCCAAGAAAGGUGCGCAGAAAAAAAAACUGUUAGAGAAGGAGGUGGUUGCCAUAGGAGGCCAAGGGGCAGCAGCCAUGGAGGCAGGCAUCCGGAGGAGGAGGAGAACGCAGCUGAAGAACAUCAGGCAGUUCAUCAUGCCCGUGGUGAGCACUGUCUCGCUGCGCAUCAUUAAAACCCCAAAGCGCUUCAUCGAGGACGAAGGCAGCUUCGGCGCCUCUCACCCCCACAUGAAGAUGGCACGGUUAGAUGCAGUUCCGCCCCCCGUCGCUGUCCCCCGUCCCGCUUCGGCGGCCUCCCCCAUGCGUGCGUCUACAGCUGCAGUCACCGCCGCCGCUGCUAAAGCUGUGACCGCAGCUCCGGUCGACACCAUCCCUCCCCCGCCUCCCACUGUCACACCCAGCAGGGCCACGGCGGCCAGCCUGCUCAACAACAGCUGCAACAACAGCACCAGCAAUGGGCGCUUCAGCAGUAGUGUCGCCUCGUGUGGCUCCAGCGCGGUGUCGCUGCACUCCUCCCAGCUCUCGUCGGGUGAGUCGUCCCGAUCCAGCAGCCCCAGUCUGGACGACUCGUCGUGCGACUCCCAGGCUUCGGAGGGCACUCAGGCCCUGUCCGAGCCUGAUGAUGAGCAUGACGACGAGCGAGACCACUCCCCAUCCUCCCAGGGAGAGAGGGAGGGGGACAUGCUGCACUCCUCCAGGCAUCCGUCAGAGCCCGAGCCGGAGCAGCGUGUUCUGAUUGAGCGGGGCCGGAGAGGCCGCAGAGGGCAGGGUGUGGGCAGGGGCAGCCUUGGGGCGAGGGGAAGAGGCAGCCUGGUCACCGCAGGGAAGAAGGCUAUCAUCAGCCCGGCCACGGGAGUUUUGAUGUCCAACUCUCAACAAGCCGCCUCCGCCGCCUCCUCGUCUUCGUCCCCCCCGCCCCCCCCUCUCCUUAGCUCCCCGCAGCAGGCCCAGUCAGGCUCCAACACAGCGGAGCACCACUCCCACUCCCCUUGGAUCCUGCCCCACCCGUUUCUCCAGGGCCAGUCAUUGGUGCUCUCCAGCCUGCAGGACAAGCGCAGGUCCAUCCUGAGAGAGCCCACCUUCCGCUGGACAUCUCGGUCUCGCACCGAUCAGCAGUACUUCUCCUCCGCUAAGUAUGCCAAGGAGGGCCUUAUCCGCAAGCCUAUCUUCGACAACUUCCGCCCUCCACCUCUCACGGCUCAAGACGUGGGUCUAAUGCCCCAUGGCGCUGGUACCGGGGCGGUUGCUUCAGCGGGUUACCCUGCGCCGGGUGGUGGGACUGGGGCGGGCACCCGUCUGUUCUCUCCACUACAUCACCACCACCACCACCAGCAGCAGCACCCCUCCUCCCGCUUCGAGUCGCCACUCCAGAAGCGCAGCCCCCUGCUGCGCGCCCCGCGCUUCACUCCCAGCGAGGCGCACUCGCGCAUCUUUGAGUCGGUCACCCUGCAGUCGUCAUCAGGGAGCAGCCCGGGAUCGCUGUCUCCCCUCCAGUCCUCCCCCAAGUCUGGCCGGUCGGUGAGACGCAAGAAGAGGACGACCCCGGGACCCCUGCGAGGUCAACCCCGGUCCCCCUCACACUCCAUGACCACGAGGAGCAGCCAGCCAGGGGCCCCGCCCGGAAAAGGUCCCUCUGAACUGUCUGUGCUGACAGGCUCCAUCUCCACUGGUGCCAGCAGCACCAGUAAUUCCCUCGGCUCUCUGCCCACUAGUGCCUUAACGCCUGCUGCUUUCAGCACCUUCUCACCGGGCCCCCUGGGCCACUCCACACACGGACCUUCCUCCUCCGAAGGACAUAGAGCAGCUGGGAGCCUUGGUGGUGUGGGUGGCAACUCCGCUUCUUGCUCCUCUUCCCAACUCUUCUCUCUCUUCACUUCCAGCCCCCAGGAGACGGGCCGCGGUGCUGGGAAAGGGGGGAGAGAGAGGAGCGCCUCGGCUUCCCGGGACUCUGCUCCUGUCAAGGAGAAGGAAAGGGAGACCGAGAAAAGCAGAGAGCGUGAGAAAGAGAACAAAAGGGAGGGCAGGAAAGAUUGGGAGAGGAGAGGCAAGGCGUCCACUCCAGACGCCUCUCCCAAUAGGACACCCAGCCUGUUUGCCGGGGAGGGGCGGGAAGGGGAGGAGUCUCUGACGUCCCUCGCUCCUAAAAAGACACCUGGGAGGAAGAAGUCUGUUCCCGUGGACUCGGGUACAGAGGCAUCACCUGUAGAAAGGGCUGCAGUCCACUCCUCUAUCCCCCUUAUCUUGACCAAGGGCCGCGCCUCCAAAAAGACCCGGCCCUCGGAGAGGGGGCCAGAGGCUGAACUUGGGGAGAAGGAGAAAACAACAUGUGUCCCUGCCCAGCAGGCAGGCCUUCCCCCGGGGCAGACUGGCAGCAAGAAGCCCCCGGCGGUCCCAUCCUUGGGCUCCAUGCUGGCGCACGCCGAGAAGCAGCCUGUGGCCGACAAGCGGGUGGCAGGCCUGCUGAAGAAGGCCAAAGCGCAGUUGUUCAAAAUCGAGAAGAGCAAGUCGCUGAAAUCCCCAGACCAUCCUAAAGUUCAGAGUCAUGAGAGCGACUCUUCGGAGACGUCGGUGCGAGGGCCGCGCAUCAAGCACGUGUGUCGGCGCGCCGCUGUGGCCCUGGGCCGCAACCGGGCCGUGUUCCCCGACGACAUGCCCACUCUCAGUGCCUUGCCGUGGGAGGAGAGGGAGAAGAUCCUGUCCUCCAUGGGGAAUGAUGACAAAUCUUCAGUGGCGGGCUCGGAGGAGGCGGAGCCCCAGUCCCCUCCCAUCAAGCCGGUGAUGAGGCACACCAAGAUCAUCCAGGAGGGAGGGGCGGCGCCGAGGAAAGGGCGGCGGUCGCGACGCUGCAGGCAGUGUCCCGGCUGCCAGGUCCCCGACGACUGCGGGGUCUGCACCAACUGCCUGGACAAGCCCAAGUUCGGGGGCCGCAAUAUCAAGAAGCAGUGUUGCAAGGUCCGAAAGUGUCAGAACUUGCAGUGGAUGCCUUCCAAGAUUUUUCUCAAGAAGCAAGUGAAAGGCAAAAAAUACAAGAAGAAGAACAAACUGUCUGAAAAAAAGGAGGCUUUACACCCCGUCAAGGGCCCAACAAGCACUGAGCCCAGUCUCAAACAGGUCCCGCCCCCUUUGAAGGAAGAGCCCCCUCGCAAAAAGAGUGUAACUCCUCCCCCGAAGCCAGGUGAGGAGAAGCAAAAACAGUCACCGCCACAGUUGCAGUCCCCCCCAGCCGACAACCCUACCCCCCCAAACGACCAGGCCCCCAGCUGCACCACCGCCCCUGGGCAAGACCAGAAACAUCCUGCACCGGCACCCACGGGUGCUGCUAGUAGGAAGGAACGAAAGCACCAGCAGCCCACCCCUCCGUCCUCCCCUUCCUCCUUCUCUUCCUCAUCGUCCUCCUCACUCCAGAGCUCCCCCUCCCCACCAACACCCCAGCCUCAGCAGCCACCACAGCAGCAUCAGAGGCCACAGCCCACCCAGGGGAGCAAAAAGGAGGGUGCAGCUUCCAAGUCUCCGCCCACAGAAACCAAGAGGAAGCCCCAGCAGCAGAGCUUAGCCACGCCCAUCACAGACACUGCACCCGAAGGGAAACAAAUGAAGAAACCGGCAUCUCGCUCUGUCCCACCACCACCUAAACCCACCAAACCAAAAGAGAAGCAGCAGAAGCCGUUGGCCAACAAACCUGAGAGCAGUACUUUAAACUUGCUGAGCACUCCCUCGACCGGGGGCACCGCCAAGCAGAAAGUGCCCUGCGACGGAGUGCACAGAAUCAGAGUGGAUUUUAAGAAGGACCAUGACGUGGAAAACGUGUGGGCCACAGGCGGCCUCGGCCUCCUCACCUCCGUGCCAAUCACCCCGCGGGUCGUCUGCUUCCUCUGUGCCAGCAGUGGCAACGUCGAGUUUGUCUUCUGCCAGGUGUGCUGCGAGCCCUUCCAUCUCUUCUGCUUGGGGGAGACCGAGCGCCCUCUGGAGGAGCAGUGGGAGAACUGGUGUUGCCGCCGCUGUCGCUUCUGCCACACCUGUGGCCUCCAGCACCAGAAGACUAAACAGCAACUUCUGGAGUGUGAGACGUGCCGAAACAGCUAUCACCCCGAGUGCCUGGGACCCAACCAUCCCACCAGACCCACCAAGAAGAAACGAGUCUGGAUCUGCACCAAGUGUGUUCGCUGUAAGAGUUGCGGGGCCACAAAACCUGGGAAGGCCUGGGACGCCCAGUGGUCACAUGACUUCUCCCUAUGUCAUGACUGUGCCAAACUUUUCGCUAAAGGUAACUUCUGCCCCCUUUGCGAUAAGUGCUAUGACGACGACGACUACGACAGCAAGAUGAUGCAGUGUGGGAGGUGCGACCACUGGGUCCACUCCAAGUGUGAGAACCUCACAGACGAGAUGUACGAGCUGCUGUCCAAUCUGCCAGAGAGUGUGGCCUACACCUGCACCAGCUGUACGAAGCGCCAGCCGGCCGAGUGGAGGACGGCCCUGGAGAAGGAGCUGCAGGGCCUGGUGCGCCGGGUCCUCACCGCGCUGCUCAACUCCCGCACCUCCACGCACCUGCUCCGCUACAGACAGGCUGUGAUGAAGCCGCCUGAGUUGAACCCUGAGACGGAGGAGAGUUUACCCACCCGUCGCUCCCCAGAGGGGCCCGACCCCCCGGUCCUGACCGAGGUCAAGCCCCCCAAUGACUCCCCCCUCGACCUGGAGUCGGUGGAGAAGAAGUUGGCCACCGGGCGCUACAAGUCUGUGCUUGAGUUCAGUGACGACGUAGUGAAGAUCAUCCAGAUGGCCAUCAACUCAGACGGCGGGCAGCCAGAGAACAGGAAAGCCAAUAGCAUGGUCAAGUCCUUCUUUAUCCGGCAAAUGGAGCGCGUAUUCCCUUGGUUCAAAGUCAAGGAGUCCAGAUUCUGGGAAACGCACAAAUUCUCCACCAACAGUGGCCUCCUCCCCAACGCUGUGUUGCCCCCCUCCCUGGACCACAACUAUGCCCAGUGGCAGGAGCGCGAGGAGAUCGCCCGCGCCGGGCAGCCCCUCAGGAAGAAGAUCAUCCCGGCCCCUUGCCCCAAGACCCCCGGAGAGCCCUACUCCCCCCCUCCGCCCCGGCCUCUACUUCCUCAAACACCCCCUAUGCUCCACGACCUGAGCUGUGAAGACAGUCCUGAGCUGCUCCCCCCUGGUGUCAGUGACAACCGCCAGUGUGUGCUGUGUCUCAAGUACGGAGAUGAUAACACCAACGAGGGCGGCAGGCUGCUGUACAUCGGGCAGAACGAGUGGACCCACGUGAACUGUGCCCUGUGGUCAGCCGAGGUGUUCGAGGAUGAUGAUGGCUCUCUGAAAAACGUCCACAUGGCCGUGAUCCGAGGGAAACAGUUGCGCUGCGAGAACUGCCAACGUCCCGGCGCAACAGUGGGCUGCUGCCUGACCUCCUGCACCAGAAACUACCACUUCAUGUGCGCCCGGCAGCGCCAGUGUGUCUUCCUGGAGGACAAGAAGGUCUACUGCCAGCGCCACCGGGACCUCAUCAAAGGAGAGGUGGUGUCCGAGUCUGGCUUCGAGGUCACACGGAGGAUCCUAGUGGACCUGGAGGGGAUCAGCAUGCGGAGGAAAUUCCUGACCGGCCUUCAGCCGGAGAACAUCCACAUGAUGAUAGGCUCCAUGACCAUCGAUUGCCUUGGAAUACUGACCGAGCUCUCGGAUUGCGAGCGCAAACUCUUCCCCAUCGGCUACCAGUGUUCCAGGGUGUACUGGAGCACUCUAGACGCCCGGAAGCGUUGCGUCUACACCUGCAGAAUCCUGGUGUGUCGUCCCACUGUGGUGGAGCCUGACCUGAAGAGUGCUCUUCCAGAGGAGAACCGCACUAUUUCCCACAGCCCUUUUACACCCAUUUUAGACAAAGCCCCGUCUCCGGUGCCCGAUCCUUUUGACUCUCUGAAGCCCUCCAACCGCCUGUCCCUGCUGCCCUCCAGCCCCAAUCCUCCUAAAGUUUACACACGAAACAGGCACCCCAGCUACCCCCCGUGCCAGCGCUCCCCUGUCAGACCACUUCCAUCCCCAGGCGGAUCCUCUCAGUCGGCCCAUGAGAUUGUGACGGUGGGGGACCCCCUUCUGAGUUCCAGCCUAAGGAGCAUCGGCUCCCGGCGUCACAGCACCUCUUCCCUCUCUCCCCAGCCCAGACAGAAGGUAGUCUCCCCUCCACAGGCCGGGAUGGCUGCCGCCAUGAACCAAUUGGCCCUGCUCUCUUCUUCCACCCCACCCCCUGUGCUCUCCUCUUCCUCUGCUUCCAGAGACCUGGGUCUAAGGGAUACAGGGAAGCCGCCCGCCAGCGGAGUCCGAACGCAGAGCCGCGAGACUAGCUCACCCAGCCCUGGAGGUCAACACCGACACCACCACAGCAUCUCUGAGAUGAAGACAGACGGUGGGAAAGAAUGUGCGCCUUGCAAGCAGGCUGUGGGGGAGAACCCCAAACUUUCCCCAAUGGCCCCAGGGAUGGCAGGAGCGAGCCAGACCUCCCCACCACCAGGUACAGGUGUCCUGACAGGGCACCAAAGGGCCAGCAACAGCAAAUCCCAGGCGGAGAAGGGGAAGCAGGGCGGGAAGGUCCCUGACCUGUCGGCUGGCGUCACGCUCCACUCCCACCACUGUGUCACCACGACCCUGUCCAAGGACAGAGGUGGUGGCGGUAGUAGUAGCAACCCGGCUAAGGAGGGAAGUGUGACCUUGGCGCAAGCCUCUAAAGAUUCUGUGAAAUUGGGGUCUCCCCAGCCCCUGUUCCACAAAAGCGUUGGGAGGCAGUCCCAGGACUAUCUGUCGGGGCCAGCCCCUGCCGCCGCCACAAAGCCCCUGUGGUUUUCGGGGGCCGAUGAUGACGUCAUCAAACGGAGCUCCCAAGCCACCCCGGCUGUUCCCUCCAGCCACUCGGCCGCCACCACCAAAGACAAGCACUCCAAAGUCCGAACAAUCGACAGCCGAGAGGCAUCUAAAGAGAGGGAGAAGACCCCUCAGAACAGCAACAAGAACCCCACGCUCAACAACAACAAUGCUAAAGAGACUGGUGGAACCACUAACGCUCCAACCCCGACCUCGCAGAACUGCAACAGCAAAGCUGCAAACCUCAGUAACAACACCAAAGCCAUUGGCAUGCAGGAGGUGGAAAAGCUGGAGAAUCAGGGAAGAGGACGAUCUUCAAAGAGCAGGGAGAGAUUCUCCAGUCCUGAGAACAGCUCCAGCCUAGAGGCCAUUAAGCAGCCCAGGAUCGCCUCGGAGAGAAGCAUGAGGGCUUCACAGGUUCAAGCAAGAGUAACAGCCAACGAAGUCGCGGCUGCUAGAGACAAAAAGCGGGCUAUAGUCAAGGCGUCCCUGACGCCGCUGAAGACCGACCCGAACGGGACCAACACCGUGAGCACUUCCUCUGACUCCUGCACUACCACUUCCAUCUGUCCAGUAGGCCUGGAGGGACCCCCCCACCGCAGGUCCUCCUGCUCCAUGCUCUUCUCCCCGUCGGCCUGCUCCGUGUCGAACAACCCGCCACUGCACCCCGAGGACCGCGAGGAGAAGCGACUCCUGGCUCACUGCACCGAGGACGAGGGGACCAGGGACGACCACGCCUUGCUGGAGGAGGAAGGCGGCGACGGGGACAAACGCCACGAGGACGACAGUGACUGCUCGGGCUCGGCCAAGCGACGUUACCCAAGGCGCAGCGCCAGGGCCCGCUCCAACAUGUUCUUCGGCCUGACUCCUUUCUACGGGGUGCGCUCCUAUGGAGAGGAGGAUAUCCCUUUCUACAGCAGCAGCGGGGACGGGCCUGGGAAGAGGAAGGCUGGGGGCGGCAGGCGCUCGGCCGAAGGCCAAGUGGACGGGGCAGACGAUAGGAGUAACUCCUCCUCAGGGGACAGCGGAGAAGGAGAGGAAGGGGGAUUCAGCCAGUGUUCCAACAAGGAUCCAUACUAUUACAACUUCACCCGCACCAUCAUCAACCCCGGCCCUGUGAUGCCCUCAAUCGAGGGGAUUGACCAGUGCCUGGGGAGGGGCUCUCAGCUGCAGCGCUUCCUGAAGGAUGAGAAGGAGGAGAGGGUUGUUGCUGCUGUGGAUGGAGUUCCCACCCGGAGCCUCCUGGGCCACCAGCAGAUUGGCCAGCUGGACGGCAUUGAUGACAGCUCAGAGAGUGACGCCAGCGCGAGCACCACCAACACCACCACCACGGCCACCGCAGCGUCCUCUUCCCACAAGAGCACAGGAAAGAGGAAGGCCAGAGAGAGGCACUUGGAGAAGCUGGAGCACGACUCUGGGAAGGAGGUGGACAACAGCAGCGGAGGGGGUGGGAGCAGCGGUAGCAGUAGCAACAACAGCCGAGAAGGCAGGAAGAGCCAGAAGGACAGCUCUCUCCCUCUGGGUGGGGUGAAGUCGUCCCAGAGACAGGACCCCCUGGAGGCCCAGCUCUCACUUAGCACUGAUCUGCUCAAGUCAGACUCGGACAACAACAACAGUGACGACUGCGGCAACAUCCUGCCGUCGGACAUCAUGGAGUUUGUCCUCAACACGCCCUCCAUGCAGGCCCUCGGGCAGCAGCCUGAGGCCUCCUCCUCCGAGCUCCUCUCCCUGGACGAGGGCUAUGGGGUGGGUGUCAACCGCCGCAAAGACAUCCUCUUCGAGGACUUCCCUCAGCCGCUGGCCAGUGCUGAGCCUGCAGAGAGUGGGGUGAGCACGUCCAUCUCGGUCGAAGAGCCAUAUGGUCUGCCUCUGGAGCUGCCCUCUGACCUCUCUGUCCUGACCACUCGCAGCCCCACGGUCAACAACCAGAACCAUGGCGGCCUCAUCUCAGAGGGCUCAGAACGCACCAUACUGUCCCUGGCAGCCUCUGACGAAACCAUCGCAGAGAAAGGAGGCGAGGACAAGCAGCAGAGAGGAGGGGCCAGUGUGUCCCCUGAGAGCCAGCAGGAAGGAAGUGGAGGUAGCAGAGAAUCUCAGGUAAGAGAAGGCCACAUGACCCCGGAGCAGUUUGAGCAUAUCACUAGUCCCUCCCUGGGCCAGGUGGUCGAAGCAGAUAACCAGGAUCUGACCAGGAGCUCUGGGACCCCCGUCCUACCCAGCUCCCCCACCCCACCUCUCCAGGGACAGAAGUACAUCUCUGCUUCAUCUUCAGCCAGCCCCGGACCCUCCCAGGUGGCCAGCAUGGCUGUCCAGACCACCUCUCAUUUAAAACAAGGCCCAGAAAAACUCAUAGUGGUCAACCAGCAUCUGCAGCCCCUCUACGUCCUACAGACGCUCCCCAAUGGUGUCACUCAGAAGAUCCAGAUCACCCCAUCGGUCAGUGCAACAGGAGUGAUGGAUACCAUGACUCUAACCACAGGGCUCACCAGCGGGAUAACCACCUCCCAGCCCAUCUUUCCUGCUGGGGGUAAAGUGUUGGGCACCAUGUCCCAUCACCCUCAGAUCCAUACUUUCACCGGCACCACCCAGACGGGCUUCCAGCCUGGCAUUCCCAGCACCACCUCCGGCCUCCUGAUCGGGGUGCCCUCCCACGAGCCCCAGAUCCUGGUGACCGAGGCCGGACGGAGGCACGACUUGGCCCCCAACGUGACCAUCGUGUCCAGCGCCGCCUCCAUCUCCACGUCCUCGGCCGUGCUCGUGUCUGGACACGGCAAGAAGCGACCCAUUUCCCGUCUCCAGCCGCGGAAGACCAAGAAACUAGCCCGCUCCAGGAGCCAGCCCACCCUGGCCCCGUCUGAGGUGAGACCCAACAUGACUCUGAUCAACCUGUCUUCGCCACAGAUAGCCCAGUCCGGACUGGUCGAGCUGGGCACCCUGACCACGGCCGCCACCACUUCUCACCGCAAUGUCCCCAACAUUAUCAAGAGACCCAAAUCAGGAGUCAUGUACUUUGAGCCCAUCCAGCAGAGGAGGCCUCUUCCCAGUGGGCAGCCUGGCAUCCUGGGCCACGACUCCUCCACCCACCUGCUGCCCUGCACUGUCUCGGGGCUCAACCCUAACCAGUCAGCAGUGCUGAACAUGGUGUCCAUGGCUCAGCCCAGCGGGCCCGGAGGCCUCAUUGCGCCAGGCUCUGUCUCUCUCAGCACCCCGGUGCUCAGCUCUGCUGAAAUCACGGGACCCAUCAGCAGCCUCCUCUUCAAAGCCACCCCGCACAACCUGGGCCUUCCGGAGCAACAGAUGCUCCUCCAGUCUGGAGCACCUCUGAUGUCUCAGCUGUGCAGCCCCGCCCAGGCCUCCAUCGCCAGCAGCAUCUGUGUGAUUCCCUCCCAUCAGACCAUCAGCAUGUCCUUAAGCCAGCAGGUGGACCCAGAAAGCAGCGCUUUCCAGCGGCAGCAACACCCGCCAAAUGCUAGUGGACAACCUGUGGCUCUGGCCCCCAGCCCGGUCUCACAAGACGCCGGCAAGGGACAUCCAGUUGGGGUGUUCUCCCAGAGUUCCCGCUCUCAAAGCUCAAGCGCCAUGCCUAUAUCCAGGUCCUCAUCAGAGCAGAAACAAGAGCUGAGGUGUAGCGCUGCAGCAACGGCAUUUACGGGCUCUGGGAAAGGGAAGCAGAAAGCCAAGCGGACGAGGCAGAGUCCAGACAAGGCCAGCGGGAAGAAACACAAGGGUUGGCAGACGGAGUCUCCUCGGGAGACGAAAGGAGACCGGGCAGCACCCUCCACUCCUGGCUCUAGAGAGCCAGUCUCUCCUGAAUCCAUGGACACAGGCAAGCCCAGAGACGGGGGCACCUGCAAAAGUAAAACCAGUGAGUUCCCUGAGGAGAAAGGCGAGACCACCGCUGGCUCUCUACUGGUGGCCACCCCUGACCAGGAGGGCAGCCGCAGGGACUCUUCCAUGGACCACAAGCCCAAGAAGGGACUCAUCUUUGAGAUCUGCAGCGAUGAUGGCUUCCAGAUCCGCUGCGAAAGUAUUGAAGAGGCCUGGAAGUCCCUGACAGAUAAAGUCCAGGAGGCCCGCUCCAACGCCAGACUCAAAGAGCUCUCCUUUGAAGGAGUGAACGGUCUGCGGAUGCUGGGGGUCCUCCACGAUGCCGUGGUGUUCCUGCUGGAGCAGCUGUAUGGUUCCAGGCACUGUCGCAGCUACCGCUUCCGCUUCCACAAGCCCGAGGAGGCCGACAAGCCCCCGAUCAACCCUCAUGGCUCGGCCCGCGCCGAGCUCCACCAGAGGAGGUCUGUGUUUGACAUGUUCAACUUCCUGGCCUCCAAGCACCGCCAGCCUCCCGAGUACAACCCCCACGAGGAGGACGAGGAGGUGCAGCUCAAGUCUGCUCGCCGGGCCACCAGCAUGGACCUCCCCAUGCCCAUGAGGUUCCGACACCUGAAGAGAACGUCCAAGGAGGCGGUGGGGGUGUUCAGGUCAGCCAUACACGGCCGAGGUCUGUUCUGCAAGAGGAGCAUCGACGUGGGGGAGAUGGUGAUCGAGUACUCGGGCAACGUCAUCCGCUCUGUCCUCACCGACAAGCGGGAGAAGUACUACGACGGCAAGGGCGUUGGCUGUUACAUGUUCCGCAUUGAUGACUACGAAGUGGUGGACGCCACCGUGCACGGCAACGCCGCCCGCUUCAUCAACCACUCGUGCGAGCCCAAUUGCUACUCGCGAGUCAUCAAUGUGGACGGGCAGAAGCACAUCGUCAUAUUCGCCACGCGUAAGAUCUACCGCGGCGAGGAGCUCACCUACGACUACAAAUUCCCCAUUGAGGAGCCGGGCAAUAAGCUUCCAUGCAACUGCGGAACCAAGAAGUGCCGCAAGUUCCUCAACUAGCCCCCUCCCACUCUGCUGUGUGAUGGUAGUGGCGUUAGCGGUACUUCUCCCACUCUGCUGUGUGAUGGUAGUGGCGUUAGCGGCACUUCUCCCACUCUACUGUGUGAUGGUAGUGGCGUUAGCGGUACUUCUCCCACUCUGCUGUGUGAUGGUAGUGGCGUUAGCGGUCUUCUCCCACUCUGCUGUGUGAUGGUAGUGGCGUUAGCGGUACUUCUCCCACUCUGCUGUGUGAUGGUAGUGGCGUUAGCGGUACUUCUCCCACU
Molecule: messenger RNA, 13748 nt
Organism: Oncorhynchus nerka (sockeye salmon)
Lineage: Eukaryota; Metazoa; Chordata; Actinopteri; Salmoniformes; Salmonidae
Gene: kmt2a
Product: lysine (K)-specific methyltransferase 2A
Biological process (GO): positive regulation of DNA-templated transcription
Cellular component (GO): nucleus; histone methyltransferase complex
Molecular function (GO): histone H3K4 methyltransferase activity; DNA binding; protein binding
Source: RefSeq, a predicted model, not a curated record